CGGCGCUCCUCCUCCGCCGCGGCCUCUGGCGCUGAGUGGCGUCAGGGUAUGGAGGCGAAGGCGGCGCCCACGCCGACCACAGACGGCGCGUGCUCGGUGUCGGCAGAGGAGACCGAAAAGUGGAUGGAAGAAGCGAUGCACAUGGCCAAAGAAGCCCUCGAAAAUACUGAAGUUCCUGUUGGCUGCCUUAUGGUCUACAACAGUGAAGUUGUGGGGAAGGGAAGAAAUGAAGUUAACCAAACCAAAAAUGCUACUCGACAUGCAGAAAUGGUGGCCAUCGAUCAGGUCCUCGAUUGGUGUCAUCGAAGUGGCAAGAGUCCGUCUGAAGUGUUUGAACACACUGUGUUGUAUGUCACUGUGGAGCCGUGCAUUAUGUGUGCAGCUGCUCUCCGCCUGAUGAAAAUCCCGCUGGUUGUAUAUGGCUGUCAGAAUGAACGAUUUGGUGGUUGUGGCUCUGUUCUAAAUAUUGCCUCUGCUGACUUACCAAAUACUGGGAGACCAUUUCAGUGCAUCCCUGGAUAUCGGGCUGAGGAAGCAGUGGAAAUGUUGAAGACCUUCUACAAACAAGAAAAUCCAAAUGCACCAAAAUCGAAAGUUCGGAAAAAGGAAUGUCAGAAAUCUUGAACUUGUUCUGAUGAAAGAACCAAGUGACCCAAAGUGAUCUGGACAAGAUUCCUAGAUCGAGAGCUAUUGACAUCGUUGAAUCACGUUUAUAUAUUGUUUUUAAUCUGUGGGAAAAUGGUGUCUCUCAUCAUUUGCUCUGUUAAGGGAACAAAUUAGCACUUUUUAGAAGCCUGACAAUUGUAAACAAUUAUUAGCUUUUCCACAAGCUGAUUCCCAUCUUAGGAUGGGGGAAAAUUAAGGUUUGAGGUUUUAGAAAUUAGCAAGUAGUACGUUCCCUUCCAGCCACAACAUUGUGCCUGGUCCAGGAAAGUGCUGACUUUUUAGAGAAUGUGUGGCCAGACCCAGGUAACCUGGCGUGUGUCUGGACUGCAAUGUGCCACCCUGAGGACACCUCCAGGACUGGCAUUUCACAUUUUUUGCAGCUACUAUGUUCUCGCAGGGCACUGGGGGCUGUGACUUCUGUAUAAAUUGUAUACGAGUUGUGUAUAUAUAGACCAUAGUUAUAUGAUCCUUAGAAAAGACUUUGCUUUUAUAAAGCAUUUAGAGAAAAUGCACACUUUUAAAACAAGUGCUUGAGUUGUCAUUUAAAAAUUGUAGCAUAUUGCUAUAAUAAAACCUUAUUUAUGUCUUCUUCGAAGAUGAAUAGUCUUAAAAGAUAUUCUCCAUAAAUGGGAGAAUGGUUAUUGAGCAAAAAAACAAAUGAUCCCGCCCUCGUAGAGCUGAUAUUCUAGCAAGGGGAGAUGGAUAUAAUAGAUUACACAGUUUAUUGGAGGACAAUAACAGUUACUGCAAAAAGCAAAAGGAACACAGGGUAAAUGGGAUAGGUGUGCCAGUUGGUGGUGAGAAUGCUGGCUGAAAAACAGAAUGGUCAAUUUAAUCUGAAACCAAAUAGUUAAUGUCUUUAAAAAUCCAUAUAAUAAAUUUAAAAGUUGAAAUCUAAAAUGUAAAACUCUGAACACAACACUGGAAAGGGUACCCACAGCAGAACUCCCCAGUUCACCUCCCUGACUGCAGGGCAGCUUUGCACAGCCGCACUGGGCGUACUGUGUGCCUCUGCCCAGAAGGGGGCCUCGCCGUUCCACCAGAAGCCCAGCUCCAGACUCUGGCGGGGCUGCUGCUCCUCUGUUGCAUUUCUUCCGUGGAUUCAUUUCCUUGAUGCAAAGCAUCUGUAUUUGGUGGUUCUGCCAUUUGAGCGAUGUCUCUGACUUGUUUGUUUGAAUUACAUUACAGGCUGGAAUGUAAUUGUGGUGAAGUAUUUUUAUAUUGCUGAGAGUAGCAGCUAAUCACAGUUACAUGCUUCAGAGAAUUUAUAAUUGCUUGGUUUUGUGUGUGUGUGUUUUUAACUGCAUUUGAGAAGUUUUAUGGAGAAGAAUAUGCAUGAUUUUAAAUCUAAAAUAAUGUUACAUGCACCUUCAAUUUCAUCCACUUUAAAAAUGAUCUUCUCAUU
This is a messenger RNA of Saimiri boliviensis boliviensis (Bolivian squirrel monkey), 2071 nucleotides long. RefSeq names its product adenosine deaminase tRNA specific 2 (gene ADAT2). The record is from RefSeq and is a predicted model, not a curated record. Lineage: Eukaryota; Metazoa; Chordata; Mammalia; Primates; Cebidae. Gene Ontology annotation, biological process: tRNA wobble adenosine to inosine editing. Gene Ontology annotation, molecular function: tRNA-specific adenosine-34 deaminase activity; zinc ion binding. Gene Ontology annotation, cellular component: cytoplasm; nucleus.